AUGGAGAUUUCAACAAUUGUUCACUGGAACUACCUAAUUGCCUUGCUGCUUGGCUUUGCAACUUUACCACUUUUAAUCCUUCUCAUUGUAACCCAAACCACCUUGACUUUCAAGCCCUACUCAAAGAUGCUGUUGCCUUGCGCUGUCGCCGAUCUCUUAUUCAUGACAGUAGAUGCGAUUGGCCAAAUUGUGAGCGAAAUGGCUGAUAAAAUUCAAUCGAAAACACGUUUAGAAGGCCCGACUGGAAGAUGGCGUAUUCCUGUGCGCGCUGGAGGGACCGGGCCGAAAUUUGAGCCGGAGUAACCAAAUUCUGUUGACUGUUUUAUCGGUGGCCGGGUUCUGCUUUGUGCAGUCGUCAAUUCCCGUACAAGCUUACUUUCGCUUUCAUGCUCUGAAAAGGUAUACUUUUGGUAUCUCAACAAAUGUUUUUUAAUAAACAUUUUUACAAAGUGGCCUGCACGCGGGCUAUUUAGUAAUCCUUUCCGAUGACAAAACCAAAAGAUAUUAGGUUGGCUACUAAGUUAUCCAAAUUUUUUUUAUUUUUUGUUUUUUAAUAAUAAUUUCAAGCUUUACAAUCAAGAAUCAUAAUAAUUACCGUCGUUAUCUACGACGUACCCCUUUUUUCCAUCAAGAUGGUGGGCGGAAUAAAUGGAAGUCCGACGGUGCGAAGGUUCCAUAUCCACAGUUCUUACAAACUUGAAACAACUUAGCUGUACAGUACUCGAGCGUUCCUAUAUAUACCAUACUAUAUGACAUUCUAGAACCUUCCUGUAAAACCCGGAAGAUUCAAGAAAAAAACGGAAUAACUGACAGGGUACUCCAAGUGCGACGCUCAGAUUUUCUUUAAAGUUUGCACACAAGUCCCGCCGAAAUAUCGAACGAUUUUUGCCGCCGAGAGAGCACGCUAAACGUGGAGAGCGGUCGAAAGCGUUUUGAGAAAAACGCUUUUUGGCCAUAACUUUGGCAUUUUCGUGCGGAAAAAUUUGAUUUUUUGUAGAAACUUAACGGUAGAAAUGGGCAUGAAUCUUUUCGUGCCAAAAUUCGGCAAAAAUUCCUAAAUUUUUGGCCGACUUUCGAUCUAAAAAUCUCGGUUGUUUCUGCAAAACGCAAGCUAGGAUUCUGGCAUAUACCUUAGAACAAAUUACUUUAAAUUUGCGCCAAGUUUCAUCAAAGUCUGAGCGUCGCACGUGGAGUACUUCCCCUGUUAGUUGCCAACCUAAUCUUCACUUUUUUUUACAGAUUUUUUCGAGGUGCACUCUAAUUUACAAAACGUUUUAGAGGAAGUACAUUGUCUAUUCUGCAAACUACCGGUUUGUUUUCCCUUUCAAUCGUUGGCAUCGUCCCACUAACUGUGCUCAUGUAUACCGCGUUCAAUACCUCCGAACUUCUACGGCCCGAGUUUGACUACUCGAGUUUGUGGUAUAAAAACGAUACACCAACCGUACUGCUGGUUGCCGAUAUUGUAAGCACUCUCGCAAAGACGUACUUCGGAUACGUUUCUUUUUAAUUAAAAAAACAAUAAGACAUUUGCAGAGAUCACCUUAUCAAAAGCUUUAUUUCCUCUACUGCGCCAUUUUCAUCACGUCCGUUUAUUUAAUCGCAUUUUACUAUGGAACACAGACUUUGGCGACGCUUCAUGACAAAUCAAGAGUCGUGUCGACGAAAACAAAGCGAAUACAAUCACAGCUUUCGAUGUAUUUAUUUUGCCAGGUAGGCUCACUCCGGAAAUCGUAAACAGUCUUUCGCAUUUUACUCCGAUCUAGGGCCGAUGAAGGCGGGCGCACACUUGCGGGCAACCACUUUGCGGGCAACCAAUUUGCGGGCAAUUUUUUUGCGGGCAGCCACUUUGCGGGCAGCCGACAUUUGCGGCCAGCACCGGCAUUUGCGGGCAGCCUGGGACAUUUGCGGGCAGGGUCGACAGUUGCGGACAGCCUGGAAGAUUUGCGGGCAGCCGACAUUUGCGGGCAACCGACACCUGAUUGUGAGGGUAACAUGGUUUACGUGGAAAAAUUACUAUGAUAUUAUAUUUUGGAAAUAUGCCGACAUUUGCGGGCAACCGGCACUUGAAGAUUACAAGGUGGAGGUGGAAAAAUGACUUCGAUAUUUUGGCAAAUGUCAGUUUUCCGACAUUUGCGGGCAGGCAAUACUUGCGGGAAGCCGACAUUUGCGGGCAACAGUUCCAAAAGUUCCUAUACAGUCUGUGUGAUUGUUUUUUCAUGUUGCCCGCAAAUGUCGGCUGCCCGCAAGUGUCUCAUCUGCCCACAAAUGUUCCAGGUGCCCGCAAAUGUGACCCCCCAACUUUUUCCCGCAAAGUGGUUGCCCGCAAAAAGUUUGCCCGCAAACUGGUUGCCCGCAAGUGUCGCGACGCCCCGAUGAAAUAACCGAAAAUUAGCUGAAAAUGCUAUGGAGCAGCUCGGAAAAUGUGCGCAGGUGCAGCUCGUACCAGGACUGUCCUAAAGAUGCAAGCUGCGUAAGUCUUCCGAGUUGCUCACUUGCAUUUUCAGGUAAUGUUUAGAACACAUUGGCCAAAAAUGCAUAUCAGAACCGAAAGAUUCCACAUAUUUUACAAGUCAAGUUUCCCAUUUUAGGGUCUAAUCCCCCUGCUCACCGCGGUCGGCCCAACCUUAGGCCUGGUCCUCGGCCAAUUCUUCAACCUCAACUUGGGGUCGCUGGCGGCUCUAUGCGUCCUCUGCUACAGCUGGAUCCCAUUCCUCAACGGACUGUUGACGAUUGUUGUCAUCGCACCAUACCGAAACGCAGUUUGUCGAUGGAUCAAAAAACCGAAGAGUAGAACCCAUAGUUUGACUACGAGUAGCAGCGGGAACGGUACACGAUCUUCCUUCUCCCGAUAUUAA
Molecule: messenger RNA, 2855 nt
Organism: Bursaphelenchus xylophilus (pine wood nematode)
Lineage: Eukaryota; Metazoa; Nematoda; Chromadorea; Rhabditida; Aphelenchoididae
Source: the annotation of a GenBank genome assembly